Messenger RNA from Olea europaea var. sylvestris, 546 nucleotides. RefSeq lists its product as uncharacterized. The record is from RefSeq and is a predicted model, not a curated record. Lineage: Eukaryota; Viridiplantae; Streptophyta; Magnoliopsida; Lamiales; Oleaceae. The transcript is spliced from 4 exons. The coding region runs from base 1 to 546 and encodes 181 amino acids.
AUGCCUAGCUAUGCUAAAUUCAUGAAGGAGAUACUCACCAACAAGAGGAAGCUGGAAGAUUUGGGGACAAUGAUGUUGAAUGAAGAAUACAGUGCUAUCUUGCAGAAUAAGCUGCCACCUAAACUAAAGGACUCAGGGUGUUUUACUAUCCUUUAUAUUAUUGGUUACAUGAAAUUUGAUAAAGUUCUUUAUGAUUUAGUUGGCAGACAAGUCUAUAAAUUCCCAAGGAGAAUUACUGAAGACAUACUGGUUAUAGCCGCACUAGACUGGGACUUGCCAUUUGAGCUGAUGUGCGACACUGGUGAUUAUGUAGUGGGGAUAGGAUUGGUCAUUGUGUUCGCCUUUGACAAGCUCAGAUCGUAUCUCAUGGAACAAAAGGUAAUUGUCUACACAGAUCAUGCGGCCCUGAAAUAUUUGAUGACUGAGAAGAAUGUGAAGCCCAGGUUGAUUCGAUGGAUACUUUUCAUUCAAAAGUUUGAUUUUGAGAUUUGGGACAAGAAGAAAAGUGAAAAUAUGCUAGCAUACUGCCUUUUAAGGCUUGAAUAA